This is a messenger RNA of Capra hircus (goat), 1396 nucleotides long. Its product is annotated as probable 2-ketogluconate reductase. Gene Ontology annotation, molecular function: glyoxylate reductase (NADPH) activity; hydroxypyruvate reductase [NAD(P)H] activity; NAD binding. NCBI's taxonomy places the organism in Eukaryota, Metazoa, Chordata, Mammalia, Artiodactyla, Bovidae. The transcript is spliced from 7 exons. Gene Ontology annotation, cellular component: cytosol. Bases 355 to 1341 code for a protein of 328 amino acids. The record is from RefSeq and is a predicted model, not a curated record.
CGGGCCGGGCGGGGGCGUGGACUCCACCCACUCAGGUACUGGGGGCUGAAGGUGGGGUUAGCGUCAUGAGCGUCUUAGAGGCGGCGGCUGCUUCAGACCUACUGUGUCUCCAGUGAGUCGGCGUUCGAGUUUCCUCGGUGCGACUGGGACCCGGGAGUGAACGAAGAGGAUAACCUCUCUGAAGAAGGGCUCGUCGCCGUUCACUCCCACACAGAGCCCCCUAAUUAUUUUGGAGGCCCUGCUUUCCAGACGCAAGCACAGUUGCUUUACUUGUGAAAAGCGGUUCAUUAACAGAAGAGUACUGAGAAGACUAAAGGUGGCUUCAGAGAUUCUCAAGGUCAUUUUGAACAGGCCAUGGGCAAUCAGGACCUCCCUGGAGUUCUGGUGUCUGAUCUUGAAGGACCACAUGGUAUAUGUGAAGAUCAUGUUGAAGACCUGAAGAGACACUUUAAUCUCAUUACCAUGCAAGACUUUUUGGAAAGUAAAGCACAGCUGGGUCCCAAGAUCCAAGCUGUGUACAUCUGGGGUGGAAGGCCAGCCGUCAGCCAGGAGCUCCUGCACAGCCUGCCCUCCUUGAAGAUCGUGGCCAGCGCAGGGGCAGGGCUGGACCACCUGGACCUGGGGCUCGUGGCCAGCUUUGGUGUGAAGGUGGCCAACACACCACAUGCUGUCUCUAGCCCCACAGCAGACCUGGGGAUGGCCUUGCUGCUUGCCGCAGCUCGGAGAGUCGUGGAAGGUCAUCAGUUGGCUGUUUCACCACAUACAGAGAACUUUCCUACAGACUAUAUGGGUCAACAAGUGACAGGGGCCACUCUGGGAAUUAUCGGCAUGGGCAAUAUUGGCUAUAAGAUUGCUCAAAGGGCCAGAGCAUUUGAAAUGAAGAUUGUCUAUCACAAUAGGAAACGCAGAAAAUUGGAGGAGGAAGAAGCUGUUGGGGCCACUUACUGUGAGAGGCUGGAUGACCUCCUUCAGUGGUCGGACUUUGUGAUGUUGGCUGUGAGCCUGACGCCACACACUCAGGGCCUGAUCGGGAAGCGGGAGCUGAGGUUGAUGAAGCCCACUGCCAUCCUCAUCAACAUCGGCAGAGGUCUGCUAGUUGAUCAAGACGCCCUGGUGGAAGCCCUUCAGACCGGGCUCAUUAAGGCGGCAGCGCUGGAUGUGACAUACCCAGAGCCCCUGCCCAGAGAUCAUCCUUUAUUGAAGUUGAAGAACGUCACUCUGACACCUCACAUUGGAAGUGCAACUCAUCAAGCAAGACGACAGAUAAUGGAAAAUUUGGUUGAAAGCAUCCUGGCUUCUCUCAGUGGCCUUCCUAUUCCUAACGAAGUGCUGCUUAAAUGAUUUAUGUGAGUUAAGAGUUCAGUGGGAUGGAAACAGCAGAUUAAAUGGGAAAGAA